Messenger RNA from Ceraceosorus bombacis, 220 nucleotides. NCBI's taxonomy places the organism in Eukaryota, Fungi, Basidiomycota, Exobasidiomycetes, Ceraceosorales, Ceraceosoraceae. The record is from the annotation of a GenBank genome assembly.
AUGAACGUCAACCAGACAGCAGACUGCUGCUACGUAGCUACAGCUACAGCUGGACAAGAGAGACAUGCUCAUGUCCUUCGGCAGCAUCAAGGUCGCUCCUUGCCCAUGCAUAUCUCAUCAUCUCGAUCUAUGCAGCAGUGUGAGUGUUCAAAUGCAGCCCCCACGAGUCAGAGUGUGUCAUGCAGUCACGCUGAUUCAAGCAGUCGAGUCCGGAGUCUGA